GAAAUGUGUUUGGUGUAAAUAUAGCCCAGAGACUCUGACAAGCAGCCUGUGUGUGCAGAGCAUUCAGUGGCAUGGUCAGCCAUGUGGAGCAUCCUGCUGCAGGCUAUAAAAAGAUCUUUGAGACAGUGGAGGAACUGAAUGAACCCAUACCUGCUGCCAUCACAGGUGUAAUACCAUCAUGGCUGGGUGGCAGUCUUCUUAGGAUGGGACCAGGUCUUUUUGAGGUGGGAGAUGAACCUUUCCACCACCUGUUUGAUGGACAGGCUCUCAUGCACAAGUUUGACCUGAAGAAUGGUCAGGUGACUUAUUACAGAAAGUUUAUCAGGACAGAUUCAUAUGUCCGUGCCAUGACAGAGAACAGAGUGGUCAUCACUGAGUUUGGCACAGCAGCUUACCCAGACCCCUGCAAAAACAUCUUCUCCAGAUUUUUCACUUACUUCAGAGGCAUUGAAGUGACUGAUAACUGUUUAGUAAACGUCUACCCAAUCGGUGAAGACUUCUACGCUGUCACAGAGACCAACUAUAUCACUAAGGUCGAUCCUAAUUCUCUGGAGACGUUAAAAAAGGUGGACCUAUGUAAGUACCUCUCAGUGAAUGGGGUGACUGCCCACCCCCACACCGACACAGAUGGUACCAUCUAUAACAUCGGUAACUGUUUUGGCAAGAACAUGAGUCUGGCUUAUAACAUCGUCAAAAUCCCGCCUGCUCAGAAAGACGAAUUAGAUCCCAUAGAGAAAUCACAGGUUGUGGUUCAACUGCCCAGCAGUGAAAGGUUAAAGCCCUCCUACGUACACAGUUUUGGUAUGACAGACGACUAUUUUGUGUUUGUGGAGCAGCCGGUGAAGAUCAACCUGCUCAAGUUCUUGGCAGCGUGGAAUAUCAGAGGAGCUGCAUACAUGGACUGCUUUGAAUCCAGUGACAGCAUGGGGACAUUGUUCCACCUGGCCACUAAAGACCCAGCAGUUUAUAUGAGCAGCCACAAGUUCAGAACAUCUGCUUUCAACCUCUUCCACCACAUUAACACCUAUGAAGAUGAGGGCUUCAUCAUCGUCGACCUCUGCACGUGGAAGGGUCAUGACUUUGUGUAUAACUACCUGUAUUUGGCCAAUCUGAGGAAGGAGUGGGAGGGGCUGAAGAAAGCAGCGACCAGAGCUCCUCAGCCUGAAGUCAGACGAUAUGUACUGCCGCUGGAUGUGCACAGGGAGGAACUGGGGAAGAACCUGGUGUCGCUUUCCUACACUACAGCGACUGCUGUCCUACAUGGUGAUGGUACUGUCUGGCUUGAACCUGAAGUCCUCUUUUCUGGACCAAGACAGGCCUUCGAGUUUCCGCAGAUUAACUACUCUCAGUACCGAGGGAAGAAGUAUUCAUUUGCUUACGGCCUCGGACUCAACCACUUCAUCCCUGACAGGAUAGUCAAGCUGAACGUGCAGACCAAAGAGACCUGGGUGUGGCAGGAGGAGGAGUGUUACCCCUCAGAGCCGUUGUUUGUACCAACACCUGGAGCUACAGAGGAGGAUGAUGGUGUGCUGCUGAGUAUCGUGGUGGAGCCGGGUGCAGAGAGACCAGGCUUUCUGCUGGUUCUAGAUGCCAUGAAAUUGACGGAGCUGGCCAGGGCAGAGGUCAAUGUCAUCAUCCCUGUGACCCUGCAUGGCAUGUACAGACCCUGAACCUCAUCCUAACUUGACUGAGACACACCAUAAGAUACACCAGUCAUCUUCACUUUUCAGUUAGAAAUCAAUCCAGUAUUUCUUCUUCAGUCUCUGAUCAAGACCAUGACUUUAAACUUAUCAAAGUGUAGAUUUCUCUGACAAAUGCACAGUAACACAUUAGUAGGAGGGAUGAACAUGACUUACAUCAAAUAUCGUGAUUUCAGAGGAAGCCAAAAGUGUACAAUGUACAGGCAGAGAAACAGGAGGAGCUGUUGUUAAAUCCUUUAAUUAGUCAGGUGUGUUAAAAUCCUGAUGGGUUUCAUCUUCACGGGGUGUCUGUCAGAACAGCAAGAGUAAAACCAGAUUGUUUUAAUACUGUAUAUACAGGUUGGGCCACGGAAAAGUAGACCAUGUUCCGGUAUUGGUAUUGAAAUAAUUAUCGCAACGACAUCAAAAUGAAGAAAUUAUGACAACACUGUGAAGCUGUCACAAAAAAAGCUGGACAUACAAAUAUUUAAAAAAAUAAAAGAAUGAAAUCUCACUACUGGAGGGUUGCUGACUUUUGCUGCAGUUGAUUUUUAGAUAUAAACCUUUCAUUGUUUUCCAAAUGCACUGACUUUAUUCUUCUUAGGCUGUGGCUAAAAGCAAAUAAAAUGUAUUGAAUGGACAGGAUUUGUAAUUAUUUAACAUUUUAGUGAUACUGGCAAAGGUUGUGCUCAGUUUUGUUCUCCACAAGUAGGUUGCAUUAAGAGAACGAAACACGUAGCUGGUGGAGAAAACAGUGCAUGUGCAGAGAGAAGUCAUGACUGGCAAGACAAUCAUGGGGUUCACUUUUGCUGUGUAUGGUUGUUUUGAAAGUUGUAAAUUAAAGUUGUAAAAGCUCCUCUGA
Molecule: messenger RNA, 2541 nt
Organism: Monopterus albus (swamp eel)
Lineage: Eukaryota; Metazoa; Chordata; Actinopteri; Synbranchiformes; Synbranchidae
Product: retinal Mueller cells isomerohydrolase-like
Exons: 14
Coding region: 72-1670 (532 amino acids)
Biological process (GO): retinal metabolic process; zeaxanthin biosynthetic process
Molecular function (GO): retinol isomerase activity; all-trans-retinyl-ester hydrolase, 11-cis retinol forming activity; beta-carotene 15,15'-dioxygenase activity
Source: RefSeq, a predicted model, not a curated record